GGGUGCUUUAUUCCAACACAGCGAGCGCUUUGGCAGGCAUCACCCCCUCCCCGCCCCCAGAUGCUCCCCGGCAGCCUUUGGCAUCCUCCGCCCGUGCGCGGCGGUCCCCCGGUCCUCUCGGGGGGAGAAGCUGGGCUUCUGCCGCCAGAGCCUCUCUGAGCACGCUGUCGGCACAGACCCACCGGCAGAGAGGACAGGUCAAAGGCAUGCCAGCUUUUCCGUGAUGCCUGGCCAGUAACCUCAGCCAUGACCUGGAGGGACAGGCACAAGAGGUAGUUUGGUCUUCUUAGCGAGGUCAGCCCGGAGCUCUGCCCGUUGAGGAGAGACCUUCAGAGGUGUCGAAGGAUGAGUGGGAUAAUGCCGACUCCUGCUGCUCCCUGGUGAGCUGGGACACCAAACUCAAACCUCUUUAGACCUGAAGCUGGACUUUACCUGCAGUCCUGGUCUUAGAAGGAAAUGCUGUCUCUCCUCUGUGACCAUCCCUCAACUCUCAACGUCUUCCAUUGAACAAUUGACUUUUCCACGCUAGGAAGCAAGGAUCAAAUGGGUUGAGGACAACUGGUCCUUCUUGGCUUUGGCAAAGAGGAUUCUUUGGUGCAUUUUUAAGUGCCGGGCCAUGAAACAGUAAAUCCCUUCUUCCCGCGCUCCUGCCUCCUGCGAGCAGCCCCGACUGCGGUCCAAGCCAGCCAGUUAAAGGGUUAACCAGAGCUGGAUGCCUGAAUGGCUGCCUUGCUGAUCCCACGGAGGAGCAGAGGGAUGAGGACUCGCCUGGGCUGCCUGUCUCACAAAUCAGACUCAUAUAAUGAUUUCACAGCUAUUCUUCCGGACAAGCCCAACCGGGCUUUGAAGAGACUGUCCACGGAAGAAGCGACAAGAUGGGCAGACUCUUUUGACGUCCUUUUGUCCCAUAAAUAUGGGCUGGCAGCUUUCCGUGCUUUCCUGAAGACGGAGUUCAGCGAGGAGAACCUGGAGUUCUGGCUGGCCUGCGAGGACUUCAAGAAGACGCGCUCGGCGGCCAAGCUGGCCUCCAAGGCCCAGCGCAUCUUUGAGGAGUUCAUCGACGUGCAGGCCCCUCGGGAGGUGAACAUAGACUUCCAGACACGGGAGCUGACGAGAAGAAAUGUGCAGGAGCCCUCCCUCUCUUGCUUUGACCAAGCUCAGGGGAAGGUGCACAGCCUGAUGGAGAAAGACUCGUACCCCAGGUUCCUGAGAUCCAAAAUUUACACAGACCUGCUGUCUCAGACCCAGAGGAGGCUCAGCUAGAGCAGCGAUGGGGCCCUCAGAAACCACAUUCUUCCCACAACAGCCAAAACCCAUGUCUAAAUGUGAAACUUUCCUGGUGUUAAAAGCAGUGGGAAUGGGAAAAGAGGGAGAAGGGGCAGAGGAAGCUUCCAGAGAGUGAUCCAGGUGUGGUAUUAAGACUCUUCGACUUUCUGUGCUUUUUUUUUUUCAUUUUCUUAGCAGUAGCACCUUGCAGUUGUUGCCUCUCUCUAGCACAAACCCACCACCCUCUCGAGUCACGGGGCAGUCUGUGGGCAGGGCGGGUUUCCUUUGAAAGUGCUGGGUUGGUUUGUGUGUAAAUAACACCUCUCCAUCCUUCCCCACAUCUCCCUGUCUCUCACCUCUCCCUUGUGCUUGGAAGGGCCCCAAGGGCAGUUCUGACUCUUGUGAAGCCACAUCCAGCCCACGUCUCACACGUUGGCUGCUGGGGUCUGCACCCGGAGACCGAGGGCAGGGAGAGAGGACACAAAGGCACAGGAUUCAUUCCCUUUCCUGGAGUGGAAACCAUCAGCAAACUCACCUCACCCCAUUUUGUCUGCACACCUUAUAGCAAGGCUGCUACCCUGUCACUGCCCCUUUUCCUUCUGGGAUGGAGACUCAGAGUGUUCUCCACAGGACUGUCGAGGAGCUGAGUUUUCCUCGUGAGGAAGGUGAUCCCAAAAGCUCUCACUAGGCCCAGGCAGGCGAGUCUUCUAAUGUGAAUGAUUGUUUUUCAUGGCUGUUAUUUAUUUGUGUGGUGGCUCAGUCUCAGGGCCCCAGUCGUCAUUCAGGCUCUGUUGUGCUGGGCACUGGACCAAAACCUCGCACAGAAGGGGCUCCUGGCUGCCACAGGCUCGGUGGCUCCUCAGGAACGACCUGUAGGGAGACAGUGGAGAGAAGGAAUGUCCCCUCUGCCCCUACUGAGGUGUAAGAAAAGCACAAGACCCGUCUGCCACGGCAGAUGGCAUUUUUCAGCCGGUACCUGGCCGGCGCGUGGCAACGUGAAAAAUCACCUUUCUAUUUUUUGUUAUUUCCUGAUUACCGACUGCCCCUUCCCACUGUGGGUUCAGUGCCCUGCAAAGAGCUCCCCGAGACACGGACCCUGCCGCAGGGUGCUCGCUUCCAGCGGCACACAGGGGGCAUGGAGCGAGCAGGAUGGGUGUCUGGGUGUGCAGUGGGGUGUGAGGUACUCCUCAGGUGUUCCCAUAGCCUGGAUGGACGCUGCAGGAGAAGACUCGGUGCAGGUGUCAGGGGUGCAGCACCUCCUCUGUGCUCCUGCCAUCUGAUGGCCCCAUUUCCGUGGCAUUGCUGUUCCAGCUUGGCAGAUUCUUGCAAUAUUUUUGAGGGGAGAAGCAGACAGCCUGUCUGUGGAUUUGAGCCGACAGACCAGAGGUCUGUUUUCAUAAUUUAAUGAAGACCUUGAAAGCGACCCCGUGGAUCUUUUCCUUCUCUCGGUCAUCCCCAGACCAGAGGCUGUGAAUCUCUGCUCCAGCCAAGGGUGGUGGGUGGGUUUGAUACGUCAGAAAGCUGCUGAUAAAGACUUUGUGUAAAGUGCUGUAAAUGAGGUAGAAUGAAUUCUAAAGCCAAGCAUAAUGUGUUUGGAACAAGAUUAAAAAAAAAGUCUGGUUGGAUAUUAAAAAUUACUGCCCAUUAAUUAAGUAGGACACAGCUUUUUGAGCCUUUUUGCAGGGGUGAUGUGCAGGACAGCAGGACAAAUAGGUUUAGUAUCAAGACAGAGGUGGUAACCGUGCUGGGUUUAUUCUGGAGGUGUUUUCCUGUGAUCUCCAAGACUCUGAAGUCUAAAUACAGUGCAAGUGCAAACUUUUUGUUCAGUAGGGAAACCUGCUUUUCAGUGCCUGGUUGGUCGGCAGUGGAAUCCUCCAGGUCUUUGGAAGGCAAAUCCCAUCUCCAGCUGACUUUCCAUGAGGAAUGGCCAUUAAAAGCAGCACUGACCCAGCAUUCCUGGCUGUCCUCUGGCCCUGCAGGGACACCUGAGGAGCAGGGUGGUGACAGAGGUGGCACUCUGCAUCCAGGCUCAGUGACACAGCUCCUGGAACUGUUGGGGCACAGGAGACACAAAGCUCAAGGUCUGGACGAGGCAGUUUGACACAAACUUUGUGCUGCUUGCUCGAAAGCAGUGAGAGACAUCUGGAAAAUGCUCCAGAUUUGCCACGAUUUCUCCAAGGGCACCAGAUCAUGCAGGAGCUCAGUGUCCCAAAGCUUUAUGGCAAGCGAGGUGCAGUGAGAUGGGUGUGGGGACCUGCGAGAUGCAUGGAAAGAAUCAGAGAUGGAAGCAAAGCCACACAUCCAGUGGCUGUCUCUGGUGCUGUCUGGGCUGUAGGAUGGAGCCACAUCACCUCCACAGCCCCUGCCUGGGGUAGGGAGUGAGGAGGGCAAACCCAGCCACGCUGCAGUGGAACACUCGGGGCCUGACCUGCAGGGGAGGAUGGAAAUCUUCCCUCACUGGCUGUGAGCAGAGGCUGGAGGAACUCCCCUUUCCCAGAAACGCUGUCUACACAGGACACACUGGGAUCUGCAGGGGCACAGGCUGCUUUUGCAGUAUCCUGCCCCAAAAACUGAUGCCUUGGAGUGGCUCACUGGAACAGAGGCUGGACAGAGUUAAGAGGAUAAAGCAGGCAUUUAUUAAAGGCUUUCAACAGAUACACCUCGGGCAGUCAGAAACCUCCCAGAGGGGCUACACCCAGGAUGGACGAUGGUCAGGAGUUUUUCAGACAAUUAUUAAGUUAGGUCCAUUUACAUGUCAGGGGUUAAUUCUCCAAUUACAGCUUCAAGUAACGAAGUCAUAUUCCCCCAGUUUGCUCCCCCAAAAUUCGCUUUUGUUUUUACAUUUCGGGGCCUGAGGCAGUAGGGUGUCUUUGGAUCACGGGCCCAGAGUGGUUGUUUUGUCUAACUAAAAUGUGAAGACAUUUACCUAACACUCCACAUGGAGUUUAGAGCUAUGCACUAGUGCAGUACAGGAUUGGGAAAAUGUAAAAGCUAAAAUCUUAAGGCAUCAGCCCGUGGUCCCGGUUUUACCCGGUGAUCCCACUGCUGCUCAGCUUCCCAGCACUGUGGCAUCAAACAAGAGCUGCGAGUGGUGAAGGGAGGGUGCCCUGUGUGCCCCUGCCUUCCUCCUUUCCACCCUCCUCUUGCCUGCGUGUGCAAAGAGCAGCCCAGGAUGCCGGAGCCCAGCAGUCACAGCUUUCAAAGGGAAGGCAGAAGGCCACCACAACUGCCUUGUGGUACUUCUCUCCAGACAGACCUUCCGAGUGCGCUUGGGUGGUGCUGACCUCUAGUGCCAGCUGAGGCAGCCCAGACAAGGCUCUGCAGCACCUUGGGGACGGUCACAGAGACGGCCAGGCCAGGGGACACAGCAGGAACCAGACGCUUGUGUCGAGGAAUGUGAGUGGGGACAAUGCCCAGGCUCCCCUGGUCCUGUUCAGAGCGUGAUUCCAUCCCUCCACAAGACCCUCCAGCAGCUUUGGUGCUGUCGUGCUUUCAUUUCAUGUCAGAACUCAUGGGGAGACUUCAAAGUGGCCAACGCCCUGCAAACCCAAGCUCCCUUCUCUCCUCCAUCCACCUGGGGAAUUGCUUGGAGCAGGGCACGCCUGGAGAUGCCGUGGUGACAGGAGCAGGGAUCAGGAGCUGAUGUAGGAAAAGUGUUUUCCCCAUGAAGCUGGUGCCAGAUAAGGCUCUCCACUGGGAACAGCGUCCUAGAACACAGAGGGGAGCAGAAGUGUUGUCUGAGGCAUGGGAGUCUACCACGGUUAUUUUUGUUGCUGCUCUUGCAGUUUGUCUCUCUGGAAGGAAAGCAGACUAGUUGUUUAAAGUAAAAUUCUGUUUUUCUUAAACAAGAAAAUGGCACCAGCUGCUUCUUUUAUGACAAAUGCCAUUCUGAAGUGAAUCAAAAUAAGCAGCUUGUAGCGCUACCCCUUAAACCAGGGGCUGAUCAAGGAAAUAAUGACUGAGCCAAAGCUUUGGAAAGAGCUGAGUGCUGACUAAUCCCCACCAAGGACGAAUAUCCUAUCCUUGAUUCAUCUCUUCCUGGUGUGAAAGGGAUAUUCACAACCUACAAACCCAUUUCCCCUCUCCACAAGCACACACCUCCAAAGUUUUCCUCCUGUUUGGAGCAGCGUUAAAGUGUGUCAUCCCACAAAGAGAGAGGGGGAAAAAAAAGGUUCACUCAGUUCUUUUUAUUCUGUUUGCUGGCACAUAUCCACUCAGCUCCCAGGUAGUUUGAUGGCAGAAGGGAAAGAGUUUGCAAAUUUCCUUUCCCUUUUCUAUGAGCUUCAGGUGCUGUUAACUCCAGGAUCAGAUGCAGAACUCUAAUCUGUCUGAAGUUUCUCCUGCUUUGGUCCAUCGGCCAGGCUCGGGAUGAUUUCCAUCCCUUUUAGUGGACUCAUUAAUGCACCAGGGGGUCCCUGUUGUCCAUGCUGGGGAGGUGUGAAGGGCAGAGCCUUGCCAGUCUAAGCAGGGGAGGGGGAAAUUGCUGUGUGUGUCUGGGGGUGUGGGUGGACGAGAGUGCAUGUGACUUCAUCUGUAUCUUAUUUAGUGUUCUCUACUAGAGAAGCUUUUCUGAGACAUAGAUGUGCAUGUUAAAAUAGGAGAAUUAGGCGUAAAUGACAUAAACUGAGAUCUUUAGCCAGUGUUGUGUUUGCCUCGUGUAUAAGUCCGAGUAGUAGUAAGAGACGUAAAACUCUGCUAGGCUUCCAGUUACCCCUAAGAGCACAUGUAUCAAACUGAACUGAAUGUUCACUGAUAGACACAAAACCAAAAUGUUUACAGCAUUCAGAGCAAUAGCAAAGCAUACCUCAUGCCAGUCCUGGAGUGCCUCUCACCCGUCAGCGCGAGCUCUCCCCUCCCUGGGGGCCUCUGGCUUCUCCCUCCAAACUCCUCCUCUGUCCCGUCCUGGUUGUUUUUCCUCCUCCUCUUCCUCCUCCUUGAAGCACUCCAAACCUUCCUGUCCACCAGCACUGUUUGUCCUCAUCUGUCUGAGCCUGGGACUCGCCUAACCUCCCCCUGUUCGCCCCUCCUCCAUCCCCAUCCAUGCCUCCUCUCUUCCUUGCCUUUCCCUUCCCCAGACUCUUGCCUCUGGUCAUGCCAUCUCCCUCCUACACGCCUCCUACUGCCACUGUAAAGCUCCUGCGAGCUCUUCCUUGCCUGUUAUAUUAAGAACAAAACGUUUCACAUCAUUUCUGCAUUAUCUUUCAUCCCUGGGGCUGCUGCAGUUGUCUCCUUCCUUGGUGCUGUGCUCUCUCCGGCAUCGUAGCAUUAUACCCCAGAACUGGAAUUAAAGUUCAUUUUGCUGCUAGACCAGAACGCUUCUCUCUACCACGCACCCCUUGGGCUUUGCAGAGGCUCGUCUUGUCCCCAAGUCUUUCGUCUUCCUUCUUUUUCUCCUUCUUCCGUGCACGCUGCACGUGCCGUGCUUGUGGCUGGGGCUGGCUAGGGGAGAGGGCGGCCGUGCUGGGGUCACUCGCAGCUGGGCACCCCCGUGGCUCUCUGGUUUAUAAAAGCAGUCUCAAUAAAGGUGUGUGGGUUGUA
Molecule: messenger RNA, 6804 nt
Organism: Hirundo rustica (Barn swallow)
Lineage: Eukaryota; Metazoa; Chordata; Aves; Passeriformes; Hirundinidae
Gene: RGS8
Product: regulator of G protein signaling 8
Exons: 7
Coding region: 721-1263 (180 amino acids)
Source: RefSeq, a predicted model, not a curated record